UCUUUUGUCACACUUGUUCCUAGAUGUUCGACGGCCUCUUUCAGGCUAAACACAGCCAAAACAAAGUAUAUGCGAACUGAAUUAAUUAAAGCGUUUAAUCAAGCUUCCGUAAACAAAUCUUGAUUACCUAGGAAAUAUAGCAAAAAAGUGGCGGAAGCAUAAAGAACAUGUGGCUAGGACAAGACGUGACCUUAUGCUUGGUUCUAUCGAUGACUUCUGUGACGCUUGGUCAAAACGCCACCACGCCCGACAUCGCGCGUCUCACGCAAGAAUCCUUGGCAUGGCUAAAACGAACUCACUAUAAUACUUCAGGAAGUGUGAUCGAUUUUCGCGUUCGUAGUUCUUUUUCUAAACUCACAUCUGUUCGAAUUUCUACACCGUUCAUAAGACGGCGCACGAAUGUCACCUACACCUUCAGCUACGAAUCGAUCCAAGGCAAUCUAACUACGCAAUUGCAAAAAAUCAAUGUUGCAAUGGCGAAACGUAGCAUGUACACGAUGAUAGAGUGGGCGUCAGCCCAAUCUACAUACAAUGUAUCCGUGUUGCCAGAAUACAAAAUUCGCGACGUAUUAUUAAACGCAUCAGAACUGAUAGCUCCAAAAGUCAAGACGUCGCUAUGCUCGUCUCAUUGCUUGGACUACGAGUACGAGGGUGCACCAAGGACGUUAAGAUUGUGGGUCAUAAGCCGAAGAUAUGGGUUUGCUUCGGUCGGUGUAAAAGUAUUGUCACUUCCAAAAUUAUGCCUUUCUCAAACGGUCAUCAGUGCCGAAGUACGGUACGCUACCACCAGCGGACAGCGGGGCUAUGUGUUGUUUACGGACACCGAUUUAACAAAGUUUGCGUUAAGUAACAUCGAACACCAAUCUUGGAUGAAGUUACAAGUUCGAUUUUCCUGUAAUACUAAAUCAGGAGUCAGACAAUCUCCUUAUUUGGCUGGAUUAAUACACAUUGCUGAUACGGGUAUACAUAAAACCACUAGCAAUGCAGUAGAAGUUAUGUACGACGACAACAGUUUGAAGAUCCAAAUCGCAAUGCCAUUACUAAACCGUUUCGACAUGGUUUGGUAUGAGAUCCGAAUUUGCCCAACGAAUACUACUGACCGCAAGAUACCUUGUCGACGGAAGCUGCUGCGUCGAGAAGGAAUUGCGCGUGUUACGUCUUUCGUAAAUAAGGUGACUCCAGGGGUGUAUGACAUUCACAUACGCCCAGAAUACUUGAUAGGUACGAACGCGAUCACCGCGAACAACAUCUCUUUUACAUCUGUCCCGCUUAGCACGUGCGAUCAAGCCUGUUUGUACAAAUUGGUUAGUACCAGACCAAAAGAGAUAUAUGUAGGAAAAAUCUCGUUAAGCCUGACUGCGCAGAAGAAUCUUGUCAUCAUUGCUCCAUUCGCCUUUUGGAACUGUGCAUUGGAAAAAACAAGGAGUAUUGUUCAAUACGGUAACCAUAAUGGACAAUAUGGUGAAAUCUAUUUGAAUCCCUUACCUAGGAAGUUCGAAAUGCCCACCAUCCAGUUGGCGACCACUUAUUUCGUGAGAAUAACGUCAAUCUGCGAAUCGAACGGGCCAAUCAUAUAUGGCACUGGUGUAAUCAACUUACGAGCUACCAAACAAGGGAAAAAUUACUCGACCCCGAUGUCCUCGAUGCCGAUGUCUUCGACGCCGAUGUCCUCGAUGCCGAUGUCCUCGAUGCCGAUGUCCUCGAUGCCGAUGUCCUCGAUGCCGAUGUCCUCGAUGCCGAUGUCCUCGACGCCGCUGCCCUCGACGUCGAAGGCUGCACGCUAAGUGCAGGAACCUGUGCUACUAUCCUUGACCAGAGCUUCAAACCCAAAUCCAGACUGGUGGUAACAUCAACUUUCUUGUACACGAAGGAAAGUAUUCUAUUGAAUCUGUUGCUAAUUGUUAACGACGAAACGGUUCUAAUGUAUUUCAAGCGCAACUAUGGCGAAAACAAGUCUCCAUUAAUAUAAAGAUGAAUACGAUAGAUAGAGCAGUUAUGCAUAUGCUAUCACGUCUUUUGCUCUACUGAAGAAUCUACUAUUAUUUAUUUUUUAUCAACAAAAACAUUGCACGUGUCUAGUACUACCGACAGAAUAAUCAGUGACUCCUUGGGGGGUGCUUCGGGAUUUGAUCUUAGAUGGAACAGCCUUUGACUAUUAAACAAAACGUUAGAAUCGCGUAGGCGGAUGUUUUUCAAUGUACAAUAGCGUGAUCGAACAUUCGGAUUGAUUAUUAUUCUAAUGUCUCUCCAGUGAUUAUAUAUUAUAGGUGUUACCAGCAGGCUCUUAACCGAUUGCCACUUAAAAAAAACAGGACGAGUAUAAAGGGUCACUCCCAGGUAACCCAGCAGUACCAAAUCGUAUUUUGUUAGCUUAGAUAUUGAGGCAUUCUUAACAAUGACCUUCAUUAGGAUGGAAUAAAGGCACCGUCGUCUUCAAUAAAGAUGAUUUGCUGGAAAUAAAUCCAUAGUGAGUUUUCGUUUCUAAAAUGAAAUUGAAGAAUACUCUACGUUUGCAGAGCUUGUCUUGUCGAU
Varroa destructor (honeybee mite) is the source of this 2532-nucleotide messenger RNA. RefSeq lists its product as uncharacterized. The record is from RefSeq and is a predicted model, not a curated record. NCBI's taxonomy places the organism in Eukaryota, Metazoa, Arthropoda, Arachnida, Mesostigmata, Varroidae.